GUCGUCAGUCGUCCAUUUUACCUCGUAUAGGAUAUUUUUUCUUGUGUUAAAUCCCUUCAGUGGAGUAUAAUUUGUUCAAAAUGGGGCCAAAGUACGGGCCGAAGGUGUUUGCUCUUGUUUUUACCCUCGUGCAGGUCAGUGUAGCUUAUAUGGAGGUAGAUGAUAAAAUAACAUGUAGUAUGGGUAUUGCUUUAAAUUCCCUAAAGCAUGUACAUGUUACUCUUAAGGCAAGCAGCCUUGCAAAUUUGAGGUAUAUCUGAAAAAUUAUAUUGAAUGAUGUUAUUAUUUAAUUGUAGAUGUAUCCUGAUCAUGAAAUCACCAAUAUUGUAGAGACAUCUUAUUGGGUAACAAUCUCUGAAUGGCCAGAUAAGAAUGGUAAAAAGACACACUCUCAUAAAGUACGACCAUACAGAUGUAUUGUUGGCCCAUUCCAGAGUGAUGCUCUACUGGUACCACAACACUGCGUAUUUGACCACCAUCAUGAUACAGAUUUGUGUAUGGAUUUCGACUAUUGGAAUAACACUGCCAAUAAAAAAUGUCACGACCGUCAUGAUGGCAAAACAUUGAAAGAAAGUUUUGCUAUGUUAUUAGAAUGUGAACUUGAUAAAUUCAAUGGUGUUGAGUUCGUCUGCUGUCCUGAAAAGAAAGAUGACAAGAAAGUAGUAAAACCAGAUAUAUUUGAAGAAGAUAAUGAAGAUGAUUCUACUGAAGAUGAUGAUGAAGAUGAUGAAGAUAAUGUUACUGGUGAUUAUCCAGCUAUAUCAUCAGAAGAUGAGAAAGCUGAUCCUUACCAUGCCUAUCUUAAUAUGGGUAAAGUUAAAGGAGGAAGAAAGAAUGAACAUCAUCUGUUCACUGAAGCUCGUAAAGUCAUGAAGAAACAACAACGAGAAAAGAUGACUAAGUUAAUGAAGGAAUGGCAGGCUGCUCGAGACCAUAUUGAAGAAUUAAGAAAGACCAAUGCUGCUUUAGCUAAGAAAGUAGAGGUUGAAAUUACUGCUAAAUUUAAGAGACUGUAUAAAUCAAGUCAACAAGAAGACAAGGCAGAGAAAAUACAACUGGUAGCUUUACAUCAACAACGUGUACAAUCUGAACUCAAUAAUCGUAAACGUGUUAAUAUGGAUAAAUAUAUUGCUGCUUUACAAAAACAAAAUGUUCAUAAAGUAUUGAAAGCAUUGAAAGCCUAUAUUAGAGCUGAAGAGAAUGAUAGAAUGCACACUGUUAACCAUUAUGAACAUACAGUCUAUACUGAUAAAGAGGAGGCUAAGAAAAUCUACCCUCACAUGCAGGAACAUCUUGAUCUCAUCAGCCAAAGAUUAAACCAAACUAUGGUAAUGUUGGCUCGAUUCCCAGAAAUUGAACGUCAAGUCUUACCCGAUAUCCAGAAAUUCCGUCAGAGAUACAAGGCUGUAGACCAAUCUAUUCUGAAUAUUGUUAUGGGACCACCAGAAACAGAGAUUAAAGUUGAAACAUCAAAACCUAAAGAAGAUGAAACUGUUGUUGAAAUCACCAAUGAAAGUUCUGAACCUGUAGUUGUUAAUGAAUAUGAUCCUAACAGUGAAACUAUUGAAGAUGAACAUACCUACCAUUUUGCUGCUAAUGCUAAAGAUGAUACAGUUGGUGUUGACCAGGAUGUAAAUGUUGUGUCUGCUGUAGCCUCCAAUAAAGUUGGUAGUACAUUCGGUAUCGCUAUUGGUAGUGUGUCUAUUUUUGUUAUCAUUGUUGUUGCUAUAGUCAUGUUGAGACGUAGAACAUCACGAUCAUCUGUAACCCAUGGUUACGUAGAGGUAGAUCCAGCCGCCUCACCAGAGGAACGACACGUAGCCAAUAUGCAGAUGAAUGGCUAUGAAAAUCCAACAUAUAGAUAUUUUGAAAUAGCUACAUAGAAUUUGGAACAUAAAUGCUUCACUUAAAAUUCACUUACUUCAAAUUUGGGUCGUAACAAUUCAGUUAUACACAAGCUUUUGAAAGAUGUCGAUGUAGCUAAUUUUCUAAAUGUAUUGAAAAUUGAAUGAAAUUAUCUGUAUGCUAUAGCCUAUAAUUAUCAAAAAAAGAGUUUCUUUUAAUAUAAAUUUUGGUUUAAUUGGAUAUACAUAAUAAGACUUCAAAUUAUCCAUCAAUUUCUUGUAUAUAUGUUAUUUUUAAAUGUAUGAUCAACAUUAUUGCUUGUUAAGUAUAUUUUAACCAAAUAUUACGGUACUCAAUUUUUAAAACAAGUCAUUUUUAUCUUUUAAUUUCCAACGAAGUCGUAGUGUUUCUUUAAUAAGAAUUCAAAUGGUAGUGGACAGUCUGAUAGAAGUCUCAAUUUUGCAAGUUAAACCUGAUAGAAACUUAAUACCUUCAGUGGUACAGAAUAGAUCAAAGGAAAGAUUUCAUUACAGCGAAGAUUCACCUUAAGAUGUCCGAACAGGGUGCUAGAAUGGAAGCAGAUUUUAACAGGAAUGAUGUGAAGGAAAUGAAUGAUAACAUUGUUUGAAACUGUUUCCAUACUGGCACCUGGGUUUAAGUUUUCUGGGUCAAAUUUCAAUAACUCUAAACUUACAAUGAUUUAUCUGAUCAUUAAGUUAAUUUUGGAAAUUUGGACUAGAACACGAGACACAACUAGGUUACCACUGCGACUUCUCCCACCAUUCAUUGUACAUUAUCACUUUUAGAUUGGAUCUGUAAUAAUGUGCACAUUGUUUUUAAUGGUAGAUAUUAUAUGUUGAUUUAUAUUGUAUACUCAGUGGUUUCUAUUUAUCUUAAUAUAUCAGUAGUUAGUCAACAAUUUAUUAUUAUCUUAGAGUCAAGACUUUUCAGGUAUUUUGGUGAAUUUGUGUCAAUGUUUUACUAAAUUUUCAGUAUAUGAAAUUCAGCUUUUUGAAAUUCUGUUAAUGACUCGUAACUUUGGUAUUUUUUUUAUAAAUAAUCAAUUCUCAUUGACAGGAUUAACAUUGAUAUUUUUUAAUCGAUGCCGAAGGCGAUACAAUAUUUCCUUUUUUAUUUUUCAAGCUUUUAUAGUGUUGUAACGUUAUAUAUAUAUAUAAUAUGUGUUCAGUGUUACGAUUUAAAUAAUAAUAGUAAAAAUAUUUAUCCAGUGUUAACACAAGAACAUAUUAUCUAGUAAUUUAUAUAUUUGAUUUAUGCAUUUCUCCACAAUUUUAAGUUUUGGUUAGUUCUUGCAUUUUUAAAUUGAUUUUCAAAAUUAUUAUGAAUUCAUGCCCUUGAAUAGAUUUUGUCAAAUUGUGAUUGAAAUACUUUUGGAUUUAAAACAGUUUUGUUAUAGUUCAAUAGAUUUGAAGUCUGUGGCAGAUCUAGAGCUUAAUAUCAAUUGGAAAUAAAUCUACAGCAUGAUUUUAAGAGAGGUAUGGAUCAACCAUUGGCUCAAUGCUACCAUCAAAAGGGCUCUCAACAUUCCAUUUUUAAGUGAUUGACCAAUCAGGUUGUGUUGUGAUGAUCAUGUGAUAUCUUUUUGUACCUUUAGCUUUGUGAUUGGUCAAUUAUUAUGUUUAUAUGCCAUUCCAUUGGCUGAACACCUUGUUGACACCUGUCCUAGACACCUAAAUUAAGUCAUUUUUUUAGUCAUUUAUUUCAAUUUGUGACUUUAUUUGCUGUAGAUGAUUCACUCUUCUAAUAAACACAUUUACAAAAAUU
Molecule: messenger RNA, 3630 nt
Organism: Lottia gigantea (owl limpet)
Lineage: Eukaryota; Metazoa; Mollusca; Gastropoda; Lottiidae
Exons: 11
Coding region: 297-1883 (528 amino acids)
Biological process (GO): central nervous system development; axonogenesis
Cellular component (GO): membrane
Molecular function (GO): heparin binding; transition metal ion binding
Source: RefSeq, a predicted model, not a curated record